UUUACCCCUCCCCCUCCUCCGCUCUACUCUCCCUUGGUGUCGCCGACUCCCGCCGCGUCACCCUCCCCUCUGGCCCUCUUGCCCUCGUGUCCCUCUCCCCACAUCCACUGUAUCCGACCCCCUCCCCCGUCUCCUUUGAGCCUGGCAGGCGAAGCCGACCCCUCGCACCAAAAUGAUGCCCGUUGGCGCCAUGGGCGGAGCGAUGCGGAGCAAGGAUGAAGACUCCCACGACCGCUCCCGCUUUUCCCAGGUCGACAAGUACACCGUCCUCCAGGAUGCUCGCGUCUUCAACAACGCCGGAUCCGACAACAUCACCAAGUGCCUGCAGGUCCUGACCCGGAUCAUGUACCUGCGCACCUGCAAGGGUGAGGCCUUCACCGAGCAGGAGGCCACCAACCUCUUCUUCGCCGUGACCAAGCUCUUCCAGAGCCGCGACGUGAACCUCCGGCGAGUGGUUUAUCUGACCAUCAAGGAGCUGGCCCCGAUGGCCAGCGAUGUGAUCAUGAUCACGUCCAGUCUCAUCCGCGAUGUGUCCUCCGCCUCGUCCAGCGUGGAUGUCGCCGCUGGCGAGGGCGCCAUCUAUCGGGCCAACGCCCUGCGUGCGCUCAUCUCCAUUGUCAUGACCGACCCCUCCGUUCUGCCGUCGGUUGAGCGCCUCAUUCGCCAGGCCAUUGUCGACCGGUCGCCGGUGGUGUCCUCCGCCGCGCUGGUCUCCUCGCUGCGCCUGCUCUAUACUGGUGGCAGCUCGGCCUCCAUGAUCCGCGAGACCAUCCGCCGCUGGAUCCAGGAGGCCACCGAGGCCAUCUCGCGCCAGUCCCCCAUGAUCAAGUACCACGCGAUGGCCCUCAUCUGCGAGAUCCGCUCGCGCGACCGCACCGCCGUCCUGAAGUUCCUCCAGUCCAUCAUGCAGUCGGUCAAUGCCGGCUUCAUUGGCAAUUCCCCGCACGCCACCAUGAUGCUGGCCCGGCACAUUGGCACCAUCCUGCGCGAGGAGAGCCCCGACAGCGGCGCCCGCAAGCAGUUCUACCCCAUGCUGGAGUCGCUUGUCCGGUACAAGAGCGACAUGGUGGUCCUGGAGGCCGCGCGCGCCAUUGCCGCCCUGCCGAGCGUCACCAGUCGCGAGCUUCUGCCAGCCAUCUCUGCCCUUCAGCAGUUCCUCUCCUCGGCCCGGCCACUGUUCCGGUUCUCCGCCCUCCGGACCCUGGCCCAGAUUGCCGCCAGCCACCCGCUGUCCGUGUCGCAAUGCAACCUCGACAUCGAGGCCCUGGUGGCUGAUCCCAACCGGUCGAUAGCCACUUUGGCCGUGACUACCCUGCUCAAGACGGGCAGUGAGGCUUCGGUGGACCGCCUGCUGGUUCAGGUGGAGGCACUGAUGCCGGAGAUGCCGGAUGAGUUCCGCUGCGUCCUGGUCGAUGCCGUCCGGGCCCUGUUCUUCAAGUUCCCCUCCAAGCAAACCCGCCUGUUCCACUUCCUGGCCUCCUGCCUGCGGGAUGAUGGCGGUCUUGCCUUCAAGCGCUCCCUGGUUGAUGCCCUCAUCACCUGUGCCCAUAAUGUUCCCGAGUCGCGGGAGUUCGCCCUCCUCCACCUGUGCGAGUUCAUCGAGGAUUGCGAGUUCCCGGCACUGGCCAUUCGCGUGCUGAAUUUCCUUGGCGCCGAGGCUCCGAACACUUCUUGCCCCGGGAAGUUCAUCCGCUACAUCAACAACCGCGUCAUCCUGGAAUCGGCGCCAGUCCGCGCGGCUGCCUGUUCGGCCCUGGCCAAGUUUGCCCUGAGCCCGCCCCCCUCGUCGGUCCCGCUGCCGUCGGCCGGCGGGGACGAGCUCUCACGCGAGGACUACAUGCUGGCCCUGCGCACGGCGCGCGAGACCCAUGCGUCGCUUCGGAAGUCCGUGCGGGUGCUGCUGGAGCGGUGCACGCGCGAUGCCGAUGACGAGGUCCGCGACCGGGCGUCGUACUACUGCUCGCUCAUUGACGCGGUGAUGCUGCAGUCGGCACUGGCCGCCGGUGGUGGGGCCAAGCCUGGCGCGGCGGAGACCGGCUUCGGGGAGAGCGACUUCGCCGAUGCCAUGGGCACCCCGCUCGAGGAGGAGCUGCUUGGCUACAUCGGCGCCAAGGACACCAUCAUCGUCCCCAACGCCAAGGAUAUCCUGGAUGCGUCGACCCUCUCGCCGGGAGCGGCCAGUGGCACGGCCCUGUCGCCUGGUGGCGCGGCCGCCGGCAAUGAUUUCGCCAAGCUGGCCGACGUGUCGUCGGUUCUGCUCUCGGUGCCGCAGCUGUCGCCUUAUGGCGUGCCCCUCCGGUCCUCGGCCGGUCCGGUCCCUCUGACCGAGGCCGGCACCGAGUUCUCGGUGGCCCUGGUGAAGCACAUCUACAAGUCGGUGGUGGUGCUGCAGUUUGACAUUGCCAACACCCUGGCCGAGCAGCAGAUCGAGGAUGUGUCGGUGGAGCUGGACCUGGACCAGUAUGGCGGCAUCUGCCAGGCGGAGCUGGUCCUGCCGGCGCCGGUCAUCGGCCCGAAUGAGACCGCCCGGAGCUUCAUCGUCCUCCGGGCCACCGAGUCGGUCCCGGUCACCGAGGACACGGUUCUGACCCCGGAGAUGGCGGCCGUCGGGGCGGUGACCAUGCCGAUCGUGGCCUCCUUCGGGACGCACCUGCUGUUCACCGUGCGCGACAUCGAUCCCGACACGAUGGAGCCCUCGCCGAGCUCCUACACCGAUCGCUAUGAUCUCGAGCCGGUGGAGAUCACCCUUGCCGACAACAUGAUCGCUUCCGGGCCGGCGCCACCUUCUCUGGCACAGGCCUCCUUCCGUGACGCGUGGUCCCUUUUCAACAAGAACACCGAGUUCUCCGAGACCUACACCCUGCCGGUGUCCGCCGAGCAGGCCCCCCUGCAGGCUCUGGUCCGGUCGGUGAUCGGCCUGCUCGGCAUGCGGGCGUCCGACGGGUCGGAGACGGUCCUGUCCAGCCCGGACACCGGCGAGGAGGCCCACACCCACACGCUCCUGCUGUCUGGCCGCCUGCUUGGCCGCCAGCCGCCCUGCCUGAUCCGCGUGCGGCUGGUCCGCGUGUCGGCCGACUCUUCGCCCACCGGCAUCCCGGCCAUCGUCAUGCAGAUCACCGUCCGCGCGCCGGACCACCCGACGGCCGAGUUCAUCGCCCGCCUGAUCGCCUAAGGAGAGGGGGAGACUUGUGCUCUCCUUUUCACAUGCUCCUGGUUUGGCUCCCGCCCCUCGGGCGGCGCUUCUCCCAUGCUCUACCUCCCUGUCCCCGCCUUUCUCUCUCGGGCAGGCGGCCGGACGGGGGAGAGGGAGGGGGGGGGGGGG
Molecule: messenger RNA, 3322 nt
Organism: Fonticula alba
Lineage: Eukaryota; Rotosphaerida; Fonticulaceae
Exons: 14
Coding region: 173-3172 (999 amino acids)
Biological process (GO): protein secretion; endoplasmic reticulum to Golgi vesicle-mediated transport; intra-Golgi vesicle-mediated transport
Cellular component (GO): COPI vesicle coat; endoplasmic reticulum-Golgi intermediate compartment; Golgi membrane
Molecular function (GO): structural molecule activity
Source: RefSeq, a predicted model, not a curated record